GAGGAAAUGAAUUGAGUCGCUUUCGCGAAAGGGACCCCGGCUCUGCCUCCCUGAGUCCCUUCCCUUCCCUCGUGGCCACCCCUCAGAAGACCGCGGGAGCCCCGUCGAUUAGGGGACCAAUUGAUCUAGGGAUUCGUUGGAAUUUUCCAUGAAGCAAGUGAAGUUAUCAUAAGGCACAGACUAAAGUUGUGUACAUUAUACGAGAAUCAACAUCCUCCUCUGCUCUAUUUGCACUAGAACACAGACCUUUGUCAGCUCCUGGUUAAAAAGAUGGUGAAUCCCCAUAUGGUUAGCCAAGAUGAGUAUGUGUGUGCCUUUUUGUGAUUAGAAUUAAGCUGAAAGUGAUAAAUCCAAGUUGUUGAUGGAGCAUGCUACCUGUGAUGAUGCACACGAGCAUGUUAUAAAUGUGGCACAUGGAGAAACUGCAUCAACAUCUACCGGUCAUCAAGAUCUGCACAGUGAUACAGAUGAACCACAUCAGGAAGAUAGGCCUUCGACAAGCACACGAACUCCGUCACCAGAAUCUUCAGCAUCAACCUCUCCAACUGCAUAUAACUCCAACAGUUUAUCAUUUCCUAGAAGAGAUAGUAUCUAUAGUCAUGGAAGAAGUCUGUGGAAUUCUGGUUUAUGGAUAUCGUUUGAACUUGUCAUAUAUGUAGCACAGAUUAUAGCUGCUAUUGUCAUCCUCAUCCUUUCAACUCAUGAACUUCCCCAUGCCCCUUUGUUUGCAUGGAUAAUUGGUUAUACAGUUGGCUGCGUUGCAAGUCUUCCUCUUAUUUAUUGGCGCUAUGUCCAUCGAAACAGACCUUCGGAGGAAGAACCUGAACAGCCACCUACCACUUAUCCUACCCUGACAUCCUCUCAAUCAUCAGAAGGACGCAAUCAGCGUACCAGUGGUACUGUCUUGCAUCUUGGGUGUAUCACAGUUUCUUGUCCAAGGCCCAGCAUACUGGCUUACCAUUCCAAGACAGCUGUAGACUGUUUCUUUGCUGUAUGGUUUGUUGUUGGCAAUGUGUGGAUUUUUGGUGGGCGUGGCACUUCUUCAGAUGCUCAGGACGCUCCCAAUAUGUAUAGGCUAUGUUUAGCAUUCCUUGCACUUAGUUGUGUUGGGUAUGCUGUUCCUUUCAUCAUGUGUGCAGCGAUAUGCUGCUGCUUUCCAUGCUUAAUUUCUGUUCUGCGCCUCCAAGAGGAUUUGGGUCAAACUAGAGGAGCUACUCAAGAGCUAAUUGAAGCACUGCCAACCUAUAAAUUCAAACCAAGACGGAGCAAAAACUGGGGGCUUGACUAUGCUUCGAGCUCAGAGAAUCUUAGCGAGGGUGGCAUCCUGGGCCCAGGGACUAAGAAGGAAAGAACUGUUUCAGCUGAAGAUGCUGUGUGCUGCAUUUGCCUUACUAAGUAUGGUGACGACGAUGAACUCCGUGAACUUCCUUGUACUCACUUGUUUCAUGUGCAAUGUGUUGAUAAAUGGCUCAAGAUAAAUGCAGUAUGCCCACUCUGCAAGACAGAUAUUGGAGGCGUGGUUCGAUCAUUGUUUGGAUUGCCCUUUGGUCGCCGUCGCGUUGAUAGAGUGACAGGAAGGGGCGUAGCUAGCUCAAGAUUUACUGUAUAGAACAUGUCCUUCUGCUCUGGUAUGCUUGCUUUGUUCCAUUUAUUUCUGCAUAGUGGUGCUAAUGGGAUUCAGUGGGCUGAUUGUCAAGGAAAGUGUUAAACUGCUUUCUGUCAGACUGUCACGCUUGGCUUCACUGAAGUGAUGACAGCAAGUGGUGAUCUGGUGCUUGUAAUGGCAAGUUUCACUGAUAAAGUGGAGCUGAUGCUAUAUUCUGAUGUAUCGUUUGACAUCCAGCUUGUAAAUAAAGAACACAAAGUUCAGUUCUGAGGUGCAUGGGCAUGGGGAAGGACGAUAUAUUUUGUUGAAUUAAGAAUAUAACUUUGCAGGCAUUCUAUUUUUUUUUAA
Messenger RNA from Brachypodium distachyon (stiff brome), 1954 nucleotides. RefSeq names its product E3 ubiquitin-protein ligase At1g12760. The coding region runs from base 362 to 1609 and encodes 415 amino acids. The record is from RefSeq and is a predicted model, not a curated record. The transcript is spliced from 5 exons. Lineage: Eukaryota; Viridiplantae; Streptophyta; Magnoliopsida; Poales; Poaceae.